Sebastes umbrosus (honeycomb rockfish) is the source of this 809-nucleotide messenger RNA. It is a transcript of the gene tsr2, whose product is annotated as TSR2 ribosome maturation factor. The transcript has 5 exons. Gene Ontology annotation, biological process: maturation of SSU-rRNA from tricistronic rRNA transcript (SSU-rRNA, 5.8S rRNA, LSU-rRNA). Bases 76 to 606 code for a protein of 176 amino acids. Gene Ontology annotation, cellular component: nucleus. NCBI's taxonomy places the organism in Eukaryota, Metazoa, Chordata, Actinopteri, Perciformes, Sebastidae. The record is from RefSeq and is a predicted model, not a curated record.
GUCUGGAUCAGCUGCUUCUGUCUGAUCAGGACUCUCUCUCUCUGAGCUCGACUGCUUCUGUCUGUCAGAUCCAGCAUGGCGGUCUCUGCAUCUUCUCGUGAUCUCUUCACUGAAGGAGUGAGAGCUGUUCUCAACACGUGGCCGGUUCUACAGAUCGCGGUGGAUAACGGGUUUGGAGGAAUGUACGGGCAGCAGAAAGCUGACUGGAUGGUGGAUGUGGUCCAGCAGUACUUCCAUGACAAUGCUGACCUGGAGCGGUGUGAGGUCGAGGACUUCAUUGCUGAACUGAUGAAUCAGGAGUUUGACACAGAGGUGGAUGAUGGGAGUUUACCUCAGGUGUGUGAAAGUCUGGUGCAGUUGUUCAGCCAGUGGCAGCAGGGGGCGGUGCAGCAGCUCAAACACACCAUCAACACUCUCACACAAAAGACGAGUCAGAGGGCAAAGGUCACAGCUGCUCCCUCACAGUCUGAUGAAGACAGUGAUGACGACACACAGGUGAUGGAGUGUGAAUCCUCCGGUCCAUCAGUCAGCAUGAAAGAUCCUCCUCCACCUCCUCCUCCUCAGGAAGAAGACGACGGGUGGACGGUGGUGCGCAAGAAGAAGUGAAGAGGAAGAUGAAGAGCAGUAUGAACUGUUGAACUCAGAAUCAGCUGACCUCUGACCUUAAGGAGGAGCUGUGUGUGAUGCUGAAAAAGACUGUAAUGGUGUCUCGUGGUGUUGUGGUCUGCAGCCUGAAGGGACAGAAGCUUCAUUAAACCGGACUCACUCUGGUUUCUCUGCUUGUUUUUAUAUUAAACCUGUGAAACUCC